UGGGGCUAUGCCAAAUUCAUUAGACAUCAUCUUGAAAUACAUCCACCCUCUCUCGACGGAUCCCAUAUGGCUGGAAGCAGAGAGAAGAUUCACGAAUGUAACGUAGUCGGGUCUUGCAUCCUCCAACCGCAUCUCCUCGAAGAGCUGUAGAGCCUCAAUGCCCCUCCCAUUUUGUGAAAGCCCUGAUAUCAUUGCGUUCCAAGUUAUUGCAUCCCUCGUUGGCAUCCUCCUGAACAGCAGAUUGCCGUCUUCCAAAUUCCCACAUUUUGCAUAGAAGGUUGAAAGAGCACUUCCAAUUGGUACCUCAAGACCGAACCCAUACUUGAUGGUACGGGCAUGGAUUUGCUUUCCUUGUUUAAGAGCACUUUAAGACUCGAACAUGCUUUUUGAGGAUGUUCAUUGGGCAUCAUUCCCUCCCUCAGCAUUCUGCGAUACAAACUCAAAGCAGCUUCAUUCUCCCCAUUUUGCGCAUACCCUCCAAUCAUUGAAGUCCAAAGAACAAUAUCAGGUUCUUUCAAAUAAUCAAACCCCUUACGAGCAUCCAACGCUACCACAUUUGGCAUACAUGUCAACCAAAGCUGUCAUUAUAUACAUUUGGAAUUCGAAACCCAUAUUUAAUGAAUGGCUAUGAACUUGUCUUCCUUCUUCGAAGGACCGGUACUGAGAUGGAAGCUGCGAAGUGAGACUCAACAACCGACGACGGCGGCAGAGCAGCGGUUCUGUUUUUACUACAAGUCUUUUCUACAGCCAAUUUUUUUCACUUUUCCCUUUUUGUCCCUCAAUAUCGCGGGAACUAUGUUGCCAUCAACGAGGGCAUUAUAGUCUGCAAAUUUGCAGUCGGUGUAUGAGCGAGCGUUGGGGCUUUUGAGAGGCUCGGAAAGUUCUGCGAUUCCCGCCGGUGUUGAACGGAGGACUCUUUCCCGGUUCGACUUAGAUCGAAGUAAGAAUGUUCAAGAACACGUUUCAAUCCAGUUUUCUGUCCAUUCUAUACAGCCUCGGGAGCAAGCCUUUGCAGAUUUGGGAUAAAGAAGUUGUUGACGGGCAUAUAAAAUGACCACAGGAUGAAGACAUACAAUCCAAUGUUCUUGAAAUAGUUGGGUCGAACAUCCAGUCCACAUACAUUACUUGCCCAGCAGACCCAUCAGCUACACUGAGUAUAAAACUUUCAUUCCUGGUUAUGAUUAUAAAGAAUCUGAACAAAUAUUUCACAUUUGAGAUUCAAAUUCUGGAUGACAAGAAUGUCAGGCGAUGUUUUCGAGCUUCCAACUUUCAAGCUGUAACUCGAGUGAAGCCAUAUAUCUGCACCAUGCCCUUGAGUAUGGAUGAUGGCUGGAAUCAAAUCCAGUUUAAUCUAGCUGAUUUUACAAGGAGAGCCUAUGGAACAAACUAUGUGGAGACAUUGCGAGUUCAGGUUCAUGCAAAUUGCCGCCUGAGGAGGAUAUAUUUCUCUGACGGCUUGUACUCUGAAGAGGAACUUCCUCCUGAGUUUAAGUUGUACCUCCCAAUGCAGAAAGCAUGAUAUGAUUCAACAAAGGAGGGAUCAAACGUAUUGGAGCUGGAUUUUGAGACUUUUUCACCUUCUGCACACUCCCUCUUAAAUUUGGGCUUUGAGGCGAUUAAGCAAGAACAAUAUAACAGAAGGGAGAACCAUUCAAUUUUUCAGAAAUAAAUAGUGAUGAUGAAAAGAAAAUAUGUGAAUAACAGUUCAUCUGCAAUAUUCAUCUAAAGAUGUAUUACUACAUUACAAUUGUCAACUGUUUGUGUUCUUGAGAAGAACAAAUGCUUUCAUUUUCGGA
Messenger RNA from Malus domestica (apple), 1796 nucleotides. RefSeq lists its product as uncharacterized. The record is from RefSeq and is a predicted model, not a curated record. NCBI's taxonomy places the organism in Eukaryota, Viridiplantae, Streptophyta, Magnoliopsida, Rosales, Rosaceae.